Messenger RNA from Nothobranchius furzeri (turquoise killifish), 1995 nucleotides. RefSeq names its product MIF4G domain containing b (gene mif4gdb). Gene Ontology annotation, cellular component: cytosol. The record is from RefSeq and is a predicted model, not a curated record. Gene Ontology annotation, biological process: regulation of translational initiation. Lineage: Eukaryota; Metazoa; Chordata; Actinopteri; Cyprinodontiformes; Nothobranchiidae. Gene Ontology annotation, molecular function: translation activator activity; RNA binding; protein binding.
UGUUUUAUGUGGUAACAGGAAAUGCAGGUUAACUUAUCUUUGUGUUUACAUUUAUUCUUUGAAUGGUUCAGACGGAAGUAGCUUGACUAGUGGUAUGAUUUUGAAUAGCGUGACAUCUCCCAGGUGUAACUUGUUCUUCACCAUCUGACAUGGAAAACUCCACCGAUGACUACAAAAUCCAGUCUUUUGACUUGGAAACGCAGACAUUACUGAAAACUGCCUUGAAAGAUCCAAGUUCUGUGAACCUGGAGAAGGUCUCAAAUGUCAUCGUAGAGCAGUCUCUAAAGGAUUGUGUGUUCAGCAAAGAGGCCGGACGUAUUUGUUACACUAUUGUGCAGGCUGAGGCCAAACAAAGCAGCGGAAAUGUGUUUAGGAGGCUCCUGUUGAACCGACUACAGCAAGAGUUUAAAGUACGUGAAGAAACAAGAACACGCUCUCUGCAGGAGUGGGUGUGCUACGUCACCUUCAUCUGUAACAUCUUUGACUACCUCAAGGUGAAUGACAUGCCCAUGGUGGCGCUGGUCCAGCCUGUGUACGACUGUCUGACGAGGUUGGCCCGACCAGACGCUUUAACCAAUGAGGAAGAGGUGGACUGCCUGGUGCUGCAGCUCCAUCGUAUCGGAGAGCAGCUGGAGAAGAUGAACAUCCAGCGGAUGGACGAGCUGUUCUUCCUGCUCCGGGACGGAUUCCUGCUCCAGGAGGGCCUCGCUUCCAUGACGCGGCUGCUGCUGCUGGAGAUCCUGGAGUUCAGAGCCGGAGGCUGGAUGCUCAAUAGUACGGCCCACAAGUAUUACUACAGCGAGUUAGCCGAGUGAGGCAAACCGCCACAGAGAGAGAGAGAGAGAGAGGGCGUGUCUGUCACCAGCAGCAUCUUUCAGCUCAUCUACAGGGAAACUCAGUCUGGGACAGUCGCUUCGAUUUUUCUGGGUGCUUUUAUUUCCAGUGGAGAUGUGAUGGAGGUGAAAUGUGCAAUAGUUCACAAAGCUAAGGAGGUUCGCUUCUUUCACAGAUACUUGGGAAAAGGUUUCUUCUAAAGAUGAAUUGAGAGAUAGGCUCAUUAUUUUUAAAUCUUCUUGCAUUCCUGUUGUUUUAGGAAACAUUUCCUGUUUAAGUUUACCAAAUUUGUACAGACAUUCCAACGAGACGCAGAUAUGCUCUUGGCUUUUGCUUUUUUAAAUCGUUUUUAUAAAUAUUGUUGAUCUGCUGCAGAAGAGUUUCAGUUCAGGAGAAAUGUCCUCUUUGGAUCCUUGUUCCUGUUUGGUGAAGCUGCUUUGUUUUCAUGGAAGGAUUUUUUUUAGUUUUGUAUUCAUUACGAUUUUAAAGACCAAAACACCCCUCUACACCCGCUUUCCUACGGGUUCGGUUUCAUUCAUGGUUUACGUCAGAAGAUCCUUGUGAACAACCAGCAGAACAAUUUAGUUUUGGUUACAGUAAAAUGUACAUAUUAGCCAUAACAUUAUGACCAAUCCUUUACUGGUCCAGAACAUUUUUUAAAGAUGAGCACUGUUGAGACCUCAUGACUGACCAGUGUGUGUGUGUGUGUGUGACCUCAUUUGAGCCUCAGUGAUAUUUUUAAGGUUUUUAACCAAAGCUAUGCCUUAGCAUCACACUGAGAUAAGUGUAAAGUACUUGUUCACCACCUGUUAAAUGUAGGAGUUAAGCUUCAGGAAAAAAUGGAAUUUUGGAAAAUUCUCAUUCGUUUUAUUAAAAACCUCAGAAGCUACAACAAAACUGAACAUUUGGUUUUCCCGUUGCGAUGAAAGGCUACAUGUAACAGGUAGUUAAACCUGAUCAUUAGUUUAAAAAGUACGGUUGGUUUAAGAAUUUCAUGCAUUUAAAACUUGGAAAUUCUGAAUCAUAAAAACUGGAAAUAUUUAAAUUCCAGUUUUUUUAACAAUCAUUUCACUCUGAUGUUGCAGCUCUCCUGACUUUGUUCCAGUUUUCUACAGUUGGAUUGUAAUUUUAAUCAGUUGUUUUAAUAAAUUCUUGAUUUGA